AUGUCGUCAGUAAGAAGUGGUAAACAUAUGCAUCGUAACGCCCGCAACAAUCUCCCAAAUCGUCUAGAAAUCCCUUCAAAUUCCCUUACUCCUUCUUCCUCAGCUCCGUCAUCCCUUUCACCACUUAUUGUCCCUGCCCCAAAUUCUUCGAAUGGUUCCAGUGCGACGCAGCAGCAACAGCGCUUGACUACUGAGCUUAUCACUGCUAUGGGAAAAACAACCCAACAGCCACAAGCUGAAGAAGACGGAUGUCUUUUUCAAAACGAAACCAUUAAAAGCGUAGCAGUUCCUGACGGUGAGGAUUCAGUGGAAAUUAAUCCUGAACACUUCUCAGAUUUGGAAAGAUUGGGUGAAGGCGCCGGUGGUACAGUGACCAAAAAAAUUAAUGUUGACCCAGAGCCAAAUAUACAUAGGCAAAUUCUUCGUGAACUUCAAUUUCUUCGAACAUGUCAUUCACCAAAUAUCGUGGCAUAUUUUGGAGCUUCAUUGGAAGAUAGCAAUUCAUCAAUUGCGAUUUACAUGGAAUAUUGUGAGGGCGGUAGUUUAGAUGCCAUUUACAAAAAUGUGAACAAAAGAGAAGGAAGGAUCGGAGAAGUAAUUCUUGGGAAAAUUGGCGAAUCAGUUCUUAAAGGAUUGGUAUACCUCUAUAGCAAACAAAUCAUUCAUAGAGAUAUAAAACCGUCAAAUAUCUUAGUAACCAGAAGGGGAGAAAUAAAAAUUUGCGAUUUUGGUGUCUCGGGUAAAUUAGUCGCAUCAAUGGCAGAAACUUUUUUGGGAACUAGUUAUUAUAUGGCCCCUGAACGAAUUCGAGGUUUGCCAUAUAAGGUAUCUGCUGACGUAUGGUCUUUGGGAUUAACGAUAAUGGAAGUUGCACAAAAUAAAUUUCCAUUUCCUUCUAUAUUGUCACCGAUUGAAUUAGUUGCGCAUAUUGCGAACAUGCCUGCUCCCACACUUGAUGAGGAUUAUGAAUGGAGUGAAGAACUUAAAGAUUUCUUAAAAAUUUGUUUGGAAAAGGAUGGAGAGUUACGUCCUACACCUAAACAAAUGCUCGAUCAUCCAUUUAUCCAAUUGUCAUCACAAAGACGUGUAAAUUUGAAGUUAUGGAUUAAACAGGUUUGGGAAUGGGAGGAUUAA
Molecule: messenger RNA, 1134 nt
Organism: Funneliformis geosporum
Lineage: Eukaryota; Fungi; Glomeromycota; Glomeromycetes; Glomerales; Glomeraceae
Source: the annotation of a GenBank genome assembly